Messenger RNA from Necator americanus (New World hookworm), 2316 nucleotides. RefSeq lists its product as uncharacterized. Lineage: Eukaryota; Metazoa; Nematoda; Chromadorea; Rhabditida; Ancylostomatidae. Gene Ontology annotation, cellular component: endoplasmic reticulum lumen. Bases 1 to 2316 code for a protein of 771 amino acids. The record is from RefSeq and is a predicted model, not a curated record. Gene Ontology annotation, biological process: endoplasmic reticulum unfolded protein response; retrograde protein transport, ER to cytosol. The transcript has 20 exons.
AUGGUUCCGAUUUUUUGGUUAUUGGUUAAAAUUUCUUUUCUAAUUGCUGUUCCAGUACAUUGCUUUUCUGGUUGGUACGAUAUUGAAGAAGUGAGGAAUACACUGUAUGAACCAGAUAUUUCUUCGGUUUUGUCUGGAAUCGAUCCGUCCUUCAAUCUUAGUACUGUGUCACUGGAUAACAAAGAGAGCAUACUGAAAAAAAUCAUCGAGGACUUACCUGCUCGAGAUGACAAGCAGUAUGUCUUUAUCAAAAGCAAAACUGGACAGAAUUUCGCAUGCAAAUUACCAUUAAUAGAGCCGCCAAAAAAAUCUCAAGAGACCAGCUAUAAUCCGAAGUAUUUAGCUGAGUUAGUAUCAGCGAGUUUCUACAUCAAAAACUGUAUAAGCAAGGACCUUGGUUGGUGGAAGUAUAAGCUAUGCAGAGGUAUUGAUGUGAAACAAUGGCAUGGAGCAAAGAACGAAGCUGCACAGAUAACAAAUUCACUGGGGAUUUUCUUGGGCAAGUACGCAGUACCUUCGUUUCAGACAUCCACUAGUGAUCGGCUGAUGUAUUUGGAAGAACAGUACGAAGGUGGGACACUGUGUGAUCUACCCGAUAAGAGGUCGGCUAGGAAGACUGCAGUAAGAUACGUUUGCGAUCCACAGCUAUCAACAAGUGAAGCCUACAUUGAUCAAGUGGAAGAGGCUGCUUCAUGCGAAUAUCUCAUCACGGUUAAAGUCGGUUCACUAUGCAGUCUAAGUGCAUUCAUGCCUCUGAAUCUUUUAUUACAGGAGCAUCCACAUGAGAUUAUUUGUCAACCACUCGUUUCUAAGGAGGCGAUUGAAAAAUUUUUAGAGGACACUAUCCGAAAAAGAGCUGCCCAGAAAGAAGCAGUAGAGCUGGCACAUGAAGCACUGAAUAAUGUUCGCCGGAUACAACGGCGUCGUGCAUCAAUGAGAAGAACCGAAUUGGCAAGAGAUUCAUCAAUCGAGAAAUCUGCAUUACGUUCCUAUCUCGACAAGGAGUACAAUGACGCUGUUGAAAAGUACAUUUCCCUUUCUGUCAUGGCUCGGAUGGGUGACACACUCAAUAGCGAUGCGUUGGAGAGCGUCAACAAAUUGUCGCGAGAAGUUGACGAUAUUGAAAGAGUAUUUUAUUCGUAUGACUAUUCAAAUAUACAUGAUCAGGAUACUGGUAAUCUAUGGUACUACUUCCAUGAUCCAACGUGGAACAAGACGCAUUUCCCAAAGUCUUUGGAUUGGGUUGAUACGAUGAAUGCUUACCAUCGUGCUGCUUCCAAAUUGCUCAACGAACAAACGCAAUAUUCACUUGUUCAAAAAUUGUUCCCUCUUCUGAAUAAAAAUCCAUGGAUUCAACACGAAAACCUGCUAUUACAUGGUGCUUUGAGUACAACGUUACGAUCUGCUGCACUGCAAGACAUACCGCUGUUUAUGGCAGCAAGUAAUUUGGCACUUGACGAUGAAGUAGUGAGCUACAUUGCUGAAGGGGAAGGGAUUUUUGGAUAUCGCGGAUCCGUUGUCAUAAACUCUUUCAUGAAGUUUGUGAGAAGUGAAUUUCGUAGUGGUCUGGAAUUGGCAUCGCUUGGCGAGAAUCUCGAAGAAGUUCUCGCCACUCAACUAAUCCCUGCUUAUAAAUAUGUUGAGCAGACCUUAAUGGUGGGCCGUGUUUCACUUCCCGACGAUCAACGCCAAAACAUAGAAGAAGACAUGAUAAAAAUGCUCGAUAGAUUAUGCGUCGCCUAUCAGCUGGCUCAGAUUAGAUACGACCUGGAACAACCUUUCCACAAAUUGAGCUUUUUUGGUGUUGGAUUAGGGAAGAAGUCGGACAUUCUUUUCGACGACUUUUAUCAGUCAAUAGAACGAUCUCGGUCUGUUGAGGAGAGGAUGGAGAGAAAUGCUCGUUUACGGAAGGUUAUGCGGUCAUUUUUCGAUCAGUACAGUCAACAAAUUUUCGAUGAACAGUGGUACACCAUGGCUGAGUUAUUGCUGUACAACAAACGUGAACAGGAUGAGGUAACGUAUGGUAAAAAUUCUCUUGAUGUUUUCAAAAAUUCUUUUCUCGAUGGAAAAAUUGUAAUGAGUAAUGCGGAUGUCAAAGAAGUGAUGUCAAUCCUAAAUGCUGCCGGAUUCAAAGUGGAUGACGUUAAAGUCCAAGUGAUCUCAGCAGCAAGUAUGCAAGAAAAUGGUAAGCCAAAACUGGGUGCGGAUGAAAUGCGAUUCCUACAAGAGUUGAUCAAGCGACAAAUGGAUGAUCUACGGGAAAUGACUCGAAUCAAUCAAAGGGAGCAGGCGUAUGCUGCUGUGGUUGAUCAGUGA